AUGGCUGUUUCAUCUUCACUUUUCUCUUGCUCAAUGCACAUGGAGGUGCUUGCUCCAAAGAUAUCAAAAUGCCCUAAAGAUUUUGUAAGUUAUUCAAAAUCAACAUGCUAUUCUAUUUCAAGAUUUUUAUGCGUAAACAAUUUGUCAAAAUGUGACCAAAUGAAAAAAACCUGGCAAAGAGAUGGAAUCCGUUGCUUUUCCGAGGGGCAGAAGUUUCAACUUGAUGAUGUAAUUGAAGCGCAGCAGUUUGAUAGAGAUAUUCUAAAUGCCAUUUUUGAAGUUGCGCGAGAUAUGGAGAAUGUCGAGAGGAAUUCUCCGGAAAGCCAGAUUUUAAAGGGGUAUCUUAUGGCUACCUUAUUUUAUGAGCCGUCUACUAGAACUAGACUUUCGUUUGAGUCUGCUAUGAGAAGACUAGGUGGAGAGGUUUUAACAACUGAAAACGCUAGAGAGUUUUCGUCCGCGGCUAAAGGAGAGACACUUGAAGAUACAAUAAGAACAGUUGAAGGUUACUCUGACUUAAUUGUGCUUCGACACUUUGAAAGUGGGGCUGCCAGAAGAGCUGCGGCUAUAGCUGGCAUUCCAAUAGUCAACGCAGGGGAUGGUCCCGGGCAACAUCCGUCUCAGGCACUUUUGGACGUCUAUACCAUUGAAAGAGAGAUUGGAAAGCUUGAUGGUAUAAAAGUCGGGCUUGUGGGAGACCUAGCUAAUGGGAGGACGGUCCGUUCAUUGGCCUACUUGCUUGCAAAGUACAAGAAUGUGAAAAUUUAUUUUGUAUCUCCUGAAGUGGUAAAAAUGAAGGAUGAUAUAAAAGACUAUUUGACAUCAAAAGGAGUGGACUGGGAAGAAAGUUCUGAUCUAGUGGAAGUGGCAUCGGAGUGUGACGUUGUUUAUCAAACUCGUAUUCAGAAAGAACGAUUCGGAGAAAGACUCGACCUUUAUGAAAAAGCUAGAGGCAAGUUUAUUGUGAAUCAGAAUAUUCUCAAUGCAAUGCAGAGACAUGCUGUGAUUAUGCACCCUCUUCCGAGACUUGAUGAAAUUACUGUGGAUGUUGAUGCCGAUUCAAGAGCUGCUUACUUUAGGCAGGCCAAAUAUGGUUUAUAUAUCCGGAUGGCGCUUUUGAAACUAUUGCUCGUUGGGUGGUAA
Lathyrus sativus (Indian pea) is the source of this 1143-nucleotide messenger RNA. The record is from the annotation of a GenBank genome assembly. NCBI's taxonomy places the organism in Eukaryota, Viridiplantae, Streptophyta, Magnoliopsida, Fabales, Fabaceae.